CGACAGCCUCUCCUGCCAGCUAGGCAUACUCGAUAGUUUCAUAUCAAAGGGUUUUGUGCAAAUAACCAUAGUGCCGGAGUUGGUGUCAACAGUCCACGGCGGAGGCACAAGUCUUCGGACUGGCAACAGGAACCCAUAGGAACCUCCGAAGGAAAGGUGUCGCUGGUUUGUUGGAAAGUGCACACAAAGUGGGGCGGAGGACUACAUAUACACUGACAUGGGAAUCACACGACUCUACGACAGUUAAGUCGUCCUCUAUUUUUAAAGUUGCCUUCGUUGCUCCGUUUGCCCCCAUGUCAGGAUGCUCCUGCAGAAUUUGAGAUACAGUUAAGUUUUGCGACCCGAAAUUUUUUUUCAUCUGGAGCGAAUAACGGACAGUGUGUGUGUGUGUGUUGGAAAGCAUUGACUGAACUAGGGGAAGAUGUCAGUUCGUUGUUGUAUUUAUGUACUGGUGGUGCUGGUGUCCUUGCUCUGUGGCCAGGUUUCUGCCAACAACAGCACGAGGGGUGGAGAUGGAUCGUGUCCGUACAGGUUAAGAGACGCUCAGGGUGGAUCUCCCGGGGUCAGCACUGUACUGAAGAAGCACGAGUCGGGCCUUCUCCUGGUGCUGGGCUUUGGCGGAUUCUCCUUGUUAUUGGCAUUUCUCUACAACGCUAUGCGCAAGUACAUUUUCCACGAUGAGCACAACUUGGAUUCCACAUUUGACGCAGGUGGAAACGUGACGUUCAGCUUGACAGCUGUGACCGUAGCGUCACAGUUGUUCUGGCCGGGUGACAUCCUGCACAGCGCCACACUCACGGUGAAGAAUGGAAUCGCCGGUCCGUUCUGGUAUGCCACGGGUGUCAUGUUCAACAUCUUCAUCUUCCCCAUCCUGUCGGUUAACUUCAAAACCAGGGCACCCGGCGCCAAAACAUAUCUCCAGAUAAUGAAGGCUCGGUUCGGCAAACAAACCCACAUCGUUUUCUGUUUCUUCGCUCUACUAACCAAUCUCGUCAUUACCAUCGGUAUUAUCCUGGCUGGGCAGGCCACCAUCCAGUCUCUGACAGAGGAUGCCUCCGACGAAUUCGUCAUUUUUGUCAUGGCCAUGUUGUUUGGUUCUUACUCCUUUGUUGGCGGUCUGGGUACGACGUUUUACGUAUCCUACUUCAACGCCUGUCUGGUAUUCAUCCUAUUGAUUAUCUUCGUCGUCCGUAUUUUUUACGUCAGUGACAAUGACGACCAAGGGUUAGGCAGUGUACAGAAAGUCUACGAAGCUGUGUCCUGUGUGGAAGGUCCUGAAGGCAACGUGGACAACAGUUUCGUCACCUUCCGGUCUACUGGCGCUCUCUUGUACGGAGUCAUUGAAAUAUUCGUAUCCUCGGCCGUGACAUUUUGUGACCAGGCCUCGUGGCAAAGCAGAAUCGCCGCUAAACCUAAACAAGGUGUACUUGGUUUUAUUCUAGGCGGUUUCAUGUGGUUUACUAUCCCAACCACUAUGGCAACAACGACGGGCAUCGGAUAUCUGACACUGUGCUACCACAACGGCUCGCACUUGUUACAAGAUGGCGAGAUCACAGAAGGUUUAGUGACCCCACUAAUUGCCGAACGGGUUCUUGGUUCCACCGGCGGGAUCAUGAUCCUGACCAUGGGAGCCAUGGCCCUCAUGUCUACCGGAAGUGGAGAGGUCAUGGCCGUGUCAUCCAUCAUCGUGUACGACAUCUACCAAACAUACUUCAAACCCUACAGGGAGGGCGUUAAGCACAAUCAGUGUGUUCUUUGUGGUCGAAACAAAAAACCAAGCUUUGAAACGAAAAACUCCUCCAACGACCAAAACGCCGAUAAAGUAUACUGUGAAUGUCAUUACAUCGCUGACUGUGAAACGUGCACCGCGGACGUUCAGGCGCGUUCACUGGCGAAGGACAACCGGAAACUCAAGCCUAACUAUACUUGUGAACAUCAUGGUCGCUACCGAGAAUACUUGGACAGUUUAAUUCGCUUUAAGAACUGGUGCAUUAUCUGGGUGACGAUCUGCAUCAUCCCUCUGGGGCUUGUCGUGUUUGAAUCUGGUAUUGAUCUCAACUGGAUCUUUUAUGAGGGUGCCGUUGUCACCGUUCCGUGUUUCCCUCCUGUCUUCUUAAGCAUUAUGUGGGCCAAAGCCACGGGACCGGGUCUUAUCGCAGGUGGUAUAAGUGGGUUAAUAGCCGGGAUUGUCGUCACCCUCGGGAUGGCCAGCACAUUUCCAGGUGGGCUGGGAAAUUUCCUUAUAAACACUGCCCAAGAUCACACAAUUCUGGCGGGCAUCGCCGCGGCGUUUGGCUUCAGUCUCGGAGUAUCCGUUAUCGUGUCCUACCUAACCAGCAAUGUGAAGACACGGGAGGACGAGGAAGAGGAGUGGCAGAAAACACAAGACAUUGACAAUCCACUGAACCCUUGGGAGCAGAACUACCAAGAGGAGUUGAAAGGUAUUCAGUACGAAGGAAAACCUUCCUAUCACCAGAUGGAGAUUUGUUUUCGGUCAGCCAAAAUCCUGGCUUACGCCACAGGCUUGAUCAGCAUUGGGGUAUUCGCCGUUGUCAUCCCAUGCAUCAUGGUCAUUUUCCCAGUGAUGGACGACGGGGUCUUCAAGGGCUGGGUCACAUUCUGUCAUAUUUGGGCAGUCAUCAUGGCAAUCAUAGUAAUAUUCUUUCCGCCCGUCGAAGAAGUGAAAAAGAUGCUGAAGCAAUACAGGCUGAACAAAACGAAAGAAGCGAGCAAACGAUCGCCGAUGAAAAACGACAACACCGCCAAUAACUCAAAGAACAUGGAGUUGCAAGUGAUGUUGUCUGAUGGUGGUCACCAAGACGGCGCCAAAGUCUAAGUACAAUCAUUUAGGCAGCUUUCUCCUGGCAACUGUUUAUUGCCUACAUCAGUGGUCCUUGCGAAGAAAUUCUUAUGUUAACAAACAAUGACAGAGUGUGACAGCACAUAUCAAAAAAAAUUGGACAGAAAUCAAGGCUAACUUGAAACAGCAGGAAAGCAUCAAGAAGAACGACAUCUUCAACUAGAAGUACCACAAGUGUAUUCACGAACUUGUGAUGUCAGAAAGUUUGGACAAUAGAUACUACAAAGGUGGAGUCAAGGCUUGUUGGAGACUAUACUACCUCUGUGCUUGUGUUGUUGUUGUCAUCUACCUGUACGUGGGACAGGCCAUCGAUGAUUCCACGUUCUGGCAGUUUCUGAGAUACGUUUUUCAUGGACUAGUCGGAUGCUGUCGAAUAAAGUCAACCACUGUUCAGCAGAACAUCGACGAAGAGCUUCGAACAGAAGAUACUGGUGAAGUGGGGCUAUAAACUUUAUCAAAACAAUAGAUAGGGAGCAGCAAAAUAAUAGUAAACUGCCGUACCAUUCUCUCAGCAUGUAGCAGAGAUGAAUCCAUUUGCAUUUAUCUUUUACCGUUUGUAAAUGUUUGAGGUGAAUACAGUGCAUGACUAUUUGAAUAUUCCCCCCAAAGGCAAAUAGAGGCUUUAUUCGAUAUGAAAGUGAUCAGAAAAGGAAAAGAAUUCUUUACAAAUGAUUGUAUUGAAAAUAUAUGUAACUUCGUCAGCAUCGAAACAGCCUGAGUUUAUGCAGACUUCAUUGUUCGAGUGAGUUACGAUCAAAAGCGUUCGUUCCAGUACGCUUAUAUCGAUCUCUAUGACUAUCGCCGGUCACAAAUAGAAAUGCAGUUUUAUAAUGUUGUCGUCGGUACCCUCAGGCAUAGGCUCAUACAAAAAAAUACAAAAAAUAAAAACGAAUUGCCUACUUUUGAAAGGAUACAAGUCCAAUCCCACUGAAACGAAUCAGAAGUUGUUUGGUAUGUCGAUAGUCCCCGAACUCUUACACGACUGUUUUUCAGACCAAUGGCAUGUCACUGGUUACCCACAGAAAGACGUCUUUGGCGUACAUUCUACGCCGCCAUGGUCCGUGUAACACGACCGAGAUAAAGUUUGUCAUUGCAAUGAUUUUAUAAGACAGAAAUAAUGCACUGUUUAUAGCGAGUAACUAGUCGGAACAGUAUCAGUUAUGGCAACAGGAUGGCAAGCGUACUUGACCACGUACUUGAAUGCUUGACCACGCCCAUAUGUCCUGACUGACAAGCAAACUGUUAAACACAUGCAUUUGUAGUUGAAAUUGUGUGUCAAUUUAAUGGAAUGAUAUUGUUGUUCAUAAUGUCAAAUUGUAAACAGUGUCAGGUAAGUUUUGAUAAUUUUGUACUUUGAUAUGAUAGAAACUGUGUUAAUUGUUAAGUUGUAUGUGUAUAAACAUAAUUGUUGUUUGUAGACUUAGGAAGAGAUGGUUUCUUGCAGAGAGAUUAAAACAGAGGCGAGCGAAAUUUAACAGCGGACCAUAAUAAGGUCAAAGAAUCAUAUUUAACUAACUAGGCCUAGAUAAGUUCCUUUCCCACAUCACAGGUCAUAACUACGUCUGUCAAUUCUGAAUCUUCUACGAACAUAUCUCAUGAAACAAAUGUAGGGUAAAAUACAUGCGCCUGGAGGUCAUUCUAUAUAAGAGCUGAACUCGGAAUACCACUAAUACUAGCCGAAUGAGGUGGCAAGUUCAAAUCCGGCUUCCGCUGGAUCAGCUGCGACAAGAGGUUUGUUACCCGGCAAAGUGCAGUUGUUUCUCCAGAGCUGUGCCUAGUUUCUUCCAACCAUAAAUCUGACAGCCGUCAGUCUUGAGAAUGGCUUAAAAAACAAUUAAAUAAAUGACACAAAUUACGCAGUACUAACAUAUGUGCUAAGAAAGUUGUAUUAUGUUUUGCAGAGCUCAAUGGGAGAUAAAGGGAAUCCUUGACUUUCGAUUUUGUUAACAAUUUAUUUGGCAAAUCUAAACAUGUCAAAAAUGGAACCGUUAGUCAUCCUGGCUUUCGUGUCCAAGUGGUUAAAGCGCUAGCGCAAUCACAAUGAAUCAGGUACUUUUCAUCAAUGCAGCAGUUGUGAGUUCAAGUAAAACUCAGGCUGGCUUCCUCAUACAUCGUUCAAGGGAAGGUCUGGCAGAUAGUCAUACGGUUCGAGUCCAAAACCGUUGUAUAGAGCUAAUAUUCGCGUAGAUGAUGUCGGUGCCCAUUUCUGGCAGUGCUCAGCGUUAGCUUGCUAAAUGCAUCAGACGAUGGUUUACAGAGAUAAAGUACUACAACAAACUAUAGUUUGCUGAAGUUUAGUGGUAAAAGUACUGCACGUAUCUACAGCUUGCUCAAGGGUAGCAGUGAAGUACUGCAUGAAAAUAUAGUUUACUAGAGAUACGUUAAAAUACUGAAUCAAACUAUGGUUUACGAAAUGGCCGUUGAUAAGUACUGUUUAAACUAGUCCAGUAACAGUGAUAGCUCGAUCAAGUGAUUCCCAUGAAAAGGUGGUAAACUGUACAGUGUUACA
Molecule: messenger RNA, 5369 nt
Organism: Liolophura sinensis
Lineage: Eukaryota; Metazoa; Mollusca; Polyplacophora; Chitonida; Chitonidae
Exons: 7
Coding region: 422-2836 (804 amino acids)
Biological process (GO): urea transmembrane transport
Cellular component (GO): plasma membrane
Molecular function (GO): urea transmembrane transporter activity
Source: RefSeq, a predicted model, not a curated record